AGUUUUGUUAAAUUUUUUAUUUUUAUUAUUUCAGUUGUAUUUACGGCGAAGGACUUUCUCCCCGGAAUCCAAUGCUUCCCUCUGCAGCUUCUUUAGAUAAUGUAACUAAAACAAUAGGACGUCUCCUGGAUGGAUACGAUAUUAGACUUAGACCAAAUUUCGGAGGUGAUCCACUUUAUGUAGGGUUUGAUUUAACAAUUGCAAGUUUUGAUUCAAUAUCUGAAGUCAGUAUGGACUACACAGGAAUAACUUGUGAACACAAGGGAAUAACUUGUGAAAACAAGGGAAUAGCUUGGGAAAACAAGGGAAUAGCUUGGGAAAGCAAGGGAAUAGCUUGUAAAAACAAGGGAAUAGCUUGGGAAAACAAGGGAAUAGCUAGGGAAAACAAGGGAAAAGCUUGUGAGCACAAGGGAAUAGCUUGGGAAAGCAAGGGAAUAGCUUGGGAAAACAAGGGAAUAGCUUGGGAAAACAAGGGAAUAGCUUGGGAAAACAAGGGAAUAACUUGGGAAAACAAGGUAAAGACUUGUAUAAACAAGGGAAUAGCUUGGGAAAGCAAGGGAAUAGCUUGUAAAAACAAGGAAAUAGCUUGGGAAAACAAGGGAAUAACUUGGGAAAACAAGGUAUUAACACUAUCAGGAGAUUUUGCAGAGAAAAUAUGGGUUCCAGACACUUUCUUUGCAAAUGAUAAGAAAAGUUUCCUUCACGAUGUGACGGAGCAGAAUAAGAUGGUUCGGCUUCACGGUGAUGGAGCAAUCACAUACGGGAUGCGGUUUACGACAACAUUAGCCUGUAUGAUGGAUCUACAUCAUUAUCCACUAGACAGACAGAACUGCACAGUAGAGAUUGAAAGCUACGGGUACACUGUUUCUGAUGUUGUUAUGUACUGGAGGGAAGAACCCGUUGUUGGAGUAGAGGAUGCUGAGUUGCCCCAGUUCACUAUAAUGGGUUGGGAAACAAACGAAAGAAAAAUCAAACUCGCCACAGGAACUUAUCAGAGGCUGUCUUUAUCCUUCAAACUCCAGAGAAAUAUUGGAUACUUUGUGUUCCAAACUUAUCUUCCUUCCAUACUCAUUGUCAUGCUUUCCUGGGUCUCAUUCUGGAUUAAUCACGAGGCAACCAGUGCCAGGGUAGCUUUAGGUAUCACGACUGUACUGACGAUGACGACGAUUAGUACCGGAGUAAGGUCGUCGUUGCCCCGAAUCUCCUACGUGAAAGCUAUCGAUAUUUACCUUGUCAUGUGUUUCGUAUUCGUCUUUGCCGCGCUUCUGGAAUACGCCGCCGUCAACUACACAUACUGGGGCGCCAGAGCUAAAAAGAAGAAGAAGGAAAAGAAGCAGAAGGACAAGGAUAAGAAGGAGAAGUUGAUGAAUAAUAUUGUUAAAAAAAUUUCAGGGUCCGAGCAGUUUCCUCCCAGCUUCCGUAUGCACAGAAAUUACUCGUUUCCGACACGUGGCAGCACUAAUCACGUCUAUAGGAAGGAAAGACGGAGAACGAGGUUGUUAAAUCAGCUGAGAAAAGGCGCAGUAGUAAUUAAAUCCUCCCUGCCAAAAAUCCAAGAUGUGAAUGUUAUCGACAAAUAUUCUCGCGUUGUAUUCCCAGUUUCAUUCAUUCUCUUCAACGUUAUGUACUGGUGCUUCUAUGUACUACAAGUAUAGUCGUGACCCUGGAGAAACCUGUGCUCCAGGUACUCUAGGAGAUAUCAGAUUGUGAUCAGGGGAGAAACUUAUUGAAACCAACCCCGUAUAUAGUAAUUUCAGCUUACGGCUGUUUUAUUUCACGUUUUUACUCGAUUUAUUUAAUUGAACAAGCUCUUGAGCUUCCAUAUGUAGAGAAACAGAUUCAUGAAUACAGCUGUAAAACGGACACUAAAUAUGUGACAUUAUUUUAAUAAUCAGCUAGUUUAUCGCAGCAAUCUAAACAGUUUUUUUUAUAUUAACAAAUUUUGGAAAUAAAGUAAAACUAUGAGAAAAUAGCUCUCAAUAAAUUGACACUGUGUUUUAAAAUGAAUUUUUGAUUUUUAGUUUAGAUUGGCACACAACCUACACAACCCAAACAAUAACUAGCAUUCUCUUCUAUACUUCUUUAAUACACAAUAUAACCCGUUAUGUAAACUGUACAGUGUAGUGUACAGGGGUGUUUUAUCAUAAUUUUUUAAAGAAUCGUAAAUGCAUGAAUGACAUAUGAGGUUACUCACAAAGGUUGUGACUUCAGAGCCAAUUGUCUUUUGCUUGCAUUUCUGGUUUCAUGCGAUAGGAAACUUGUUUCUUUAUUUUAAAAAUCAAAAACUUCAUAAUUUACAGACUCCAAGUCAGAAAACCAAAUCCAACCUAGAAUUUUUUAUAUUUAAAAAGUUUCGCGUCGUCUCUUAAGUUUUAACCUUUUUAUCUCAAGGGGACGCCAUUUCUGUGGUUUUGUGGGGCACAUUGUAACUCCUGCAAUCAGAGUUUUAUUUGAUUUAGUUAAAUUAUGGAAAUGCUAGUUGACUACUUAAUAUUCAAAUAUUUAAAUGAUAUUUUCACACAUACAGAACUAUAGGAGUGAUCUUAACAACGAGAAGUUUUAUUAACCAGCCUAAUCUCUGUACACUCCCUUUAUUCCCCCCCCCNCCCCCUCCCCUUCCCACAUUGAUUCUCCUGAUGAUAAGCAGUUUCGGUCUAGAAAUAAUCUAUUCAUUGGUAUUAAGUAGAAGAAUUAGAGCCUAUAUAGAUUAUAAUAGUCCUCUACACUCUACACUCUACAGGUUGCCUAAACAAAGUAAACUUGCACUACACAUACAAAACAAUCUUGAUUACCCAACAUGGAUGCCAAUAUUAUUUAUCAAGAUUGGUUUCAUGGCUUGGAUUAUUUUCUUUAAGAAGAAUGUUUUCCUUGACACUCUGUGUCCAACCCUGAAGAUAUCCAGGGUUAUACUCAAUAUUCAAUCAGAGUAUAGGUUUUCUUAUAGUUUUAUUUACCCAGUGUAUUCAUGAUAAACAGUUUUACUCUGUACAUUGUACAAUGUAAAUUGUACACUGUGCAAUGGACAAUGUGCAGUUUGUGCACUGUACGCUGUACAGUCAGUUUACUAAUUUGUAAUUUACAUGCUUUGUUGCAUACAGUACACUUUAAUGUGUACAUGCCUUGUACAAAUCUGAUAAUAAAUACAUUGCAAUUUAA
This is a messenger RNA of Eurytemora carolleeae, 3156 nucleotides long. Its product is annotated as gamma-aminobutyric acid receptor subunit beta-like. The transcript is spliced from 15 exons. The coding region runs from base 72 to 1655 and encodes 527 amino acids. Gene Ontology annotation, biological process: signal transduction; regulation of membrane potential; chemical synaptic transmission. Gene Ontology annotation, molecular function: neurotransmitter receptor activity; GABA-A receptor activity; extracellular ligand-gated monoatomic ion channel activity. Lineage: Eukaryota; Metazoa; Arthropoda; Copepoda; Calanoida; Temoridae. The record is from RefSeq and is a predicted model, not a curated record. Gene Ontology annotation, cellular component: neuron projection; GABA-A receptor complex; membrane.